Rodentolepis nana is the source of this 495-nucleotide messenger RNA. Lineage: Eukaryota; Metazoa; Platyhelminthes; Cestoda; Cyclophyllidea; Hymenolepididae. The record is from the annotation of a GenBank genome assembly.
AUGUCUGUUGUUGAAGCUGUUCUUCAAACGCUUUCUGCGCUUAAAUUUGAAAGCACCACUGCCGAUCAAUCCGAUGCUCGUCCAACAACAUUUGACAAUGAAACACUAGAAACUGCUGAAAAAUUGCGUGUAUUUCAUUCCCUCCCGACAAUUGGUAAAACCUUGGGUCCUGAAGAGUGCCAGAAAACGCUUAUUCCCAUUCUGAGCGAUCUCGUGCAAAAAGCUAUCGGGGCAGGUGAUGAUGAAGUUCUCAUGGUGAUUGCUCAAAAAUUGCCAGAUUUGGCGGAAGCCUUAGGAACUGAUGGAGAGGGAUCUAGUUCAUUAAUACCCAUAAUUUCCGAUAUUUUGGUGUUUGUGGAAGAAAUUGUUGUGGUUCAAGCAGCCGCUGAUGCCUUUUGUGCUAUUUUACCUCGUAUGUCCGCUGAUCAAAUUGAGAAAAAAGCUCUGCCCCUGAUACGAAAACUGCAUGAGGCUAAUGAUCCUCUCAAGGCCUGA